Molecule: messenger RNA, 13718 nt
Organism: Camelus dromedarius (Arabian camel)
Lineage: Eukaryota; Metazoa; Chordata; Mammalia; Artiodactyla; Camelidae
Gene: DNAH17
Product: dynein axonemal heavy chain 17
Exons: 80
Coding region: 1-13509 (4502 amino acids)
Biological process (GO): microtubule-based movement
Cellular component (GO): dynein complex
Molecular function (GO): dynein intermediate chain binding; minus-end-directed microtubule motor activity; ATP binding
Source: RefSeq, a predicted model, not a curated record
AUGACAGUCACACCGGAUGUCAGACUGGAGUAUCUGGAGGGAGUGGCUUCCACCAUCCUCAGGUUCAAGCCGGACAAGUGGAGUAAAAUGGUCGGAGUGGAGGAGAACAUGGCUCUGUUCACUGAAUUCUUCGAGAAGCCCGACGUCUCGGUUCUGGUGCUGACGCUGAGCCCCGCCGGCACGGUCGUACCCUGCCUGGGCUUCCCGGCCUCCCUCAAGUCCAAGGGGCUGUACUUCAUCAAGCAGAAGCCCGAGCAGGUCAGCAAGGACAACUACAGGGACUCCCUGGUCUACGGGGACAUCAGCCCCGCGCCCGUGGACCAGCUCAUCGCCGUCGUGGAGGAGGUCCUGUAUUCUCUGUUUAACCAAAGCAAAAACAUGAGCGGGUGGCCCCGCGUGGUCUCGGAAGAUGUCGUGAAGCAGGUGCACAAGCUGAAGAACGAGAUGUUUGUGAUGGGGGGCAAGAUCAAGGGGAAGACCCUGCUGCCCAUCCCGGAGCACCUGGGGAGCCUGGACAGCACCAUGGAGAGGACCCCCUCCACCCUGGACAACUCGCUGCUGCACACCAUCGAAACCAUCGUCAUCGACUGGUCCCACCAGGUCCGGGACGUGCUGAGCAAAGACUCAGCCCAGGCCCUGCUGGACGGGCUGCACCCCCUGCCCCGAGCAGAGUUUGAGUUCUGGGACACCCGGCUGAUGAACCUCAAGUGCAUCCAUGAGCAGCUCAACAGGCCUAAAGUGAACAAAAUUGUCGAGAUCCUGGAAAAAGCCAAAAGCUGCUACUGGCCAGCCCUGCAAAACGUGUAUAUGAACGUUACAGAAGGCCUGAAGGAAGCCAGCGAUAUUGUCCUGUAUCUGAAGCCUCUGCAGAUCUUGCUGGAGGAGAUGGAACAGGCCGACUUCACGAUGCUGCCGACCUUCAUCACCAAGGUGCUGUGCACCGUCUGCUUCAUCUGGGCCACCUCCGGACACUACAACACGCCCUCCAGGAUCAUCGUCAUCCUGCAGGAGUUCUGCAACCAGCUCAUUGAGAUGACGCGGACCUACCUGAGCCCCGAGGAGGUGCUGAAGGGCCUGGAGGGUGAAAUCGAAGAGGUCCUGGGCGCCGUCUCUCUGUCGGUGAGCGUGCUGAAGGAGCUGUACCGGGCCUACGACUUCUGCUGCGCAAACAUGAAGCUGUUCUUCAAGAAGGACAAGGAGCCCGUGCCUUGGGAAUUCCCUUCGUCCCUUGCGUUUUCCAGGAUCAACACCUUCUUCCAUCGUGUCCAGACCAUCGAGGAUCUUUAUAAAACAGCCAUCGAGUUUCUGAAGCUGGAGAAGAUCGAGAUUGGAGGCGUGCGGGGGAACAUCCUGGGAAGCCGGGUCACUCAGCUCUGUGAGGAGGUCUUCGACCUGGUGAAGGUUUUCGCCGACUGCAGAUACGACCCCUUGGACCCUGGAGAUUUGAGUUUUGAUGAUGAUUAUGCUGAUUUUGAGACCAAAAUUCAAGACCUGGACAGGAGACUGGCCACUAUCUUUUGCCAAGGGUUUGACGACUGCAGUUCCAUUGAGUCCUGUGCAAAGCUCCUGUACAUGUGCGGUGGCCUCUUGGAACGGCCACUGAUCCUCGCCGAGGUGGUGCCCCGGUACUCAGUCAUGCUGGAGCUGUUUGACGCUGAGUUGGACAACACCAAGAUCCUGUAUGACGCCCAGAUUGCGGCCUCGGCAGACGGGAACAUCCCCCCCAUCCAUAAAAACAUGCCUCCGGUGGCCGGACAGCUCAAGUGGAGCCUGGAGCUGCAGGAGAGGCUGGAGGGCCCCAUGAGGGACCUCAAACACAUCGAGCACCCGGUCAUGUCCAGCGUGGAGGCCAAGCUGAUCUACCAGAAAUACGAUGAGAUGAUGGAGCUGUUGAGAAGCUACCGAGAGAGGAUCUACCAGCAGUGGGUGGCGGGGGUGGACCAGGACUGCCACUUCAACCUGGGGCAGCCCCUGAUCCAGCGGGACCCCGUCACCGGCCUCAUCCGUGUCAACUUCAGCAAAGCGUUGGUGGCAGUGCUGAGAGACGUCAAGUACUUGAACUUCCAGCAACAAAAAGAGAUCCCCAGCAGCGCUGAGAAUCUGUACUCACAGUAUGAAACCUUCCGGAAGUUUGUGGGCAACCUGGAGCUCAUCGUCGGCUGGUACGAUGAGAUAAAGACCACCAUGAUGGACGUAGAAUUUCCACUGAUAAAGUCAGAGUUGGAAGCAAUCGAUGUCAAAUUACUGGACGCCGAAACAACAUUGUACUGGAAUGGAGAUGGUGUGUUUGAAUAUAUUCAGGAGAUGCGGGAAAUUCUACACAACUUGCAGAACAGGAUACAGAAGGCAAAGCGAAACGUAGAGGGAAUUUCCCAGGCCAUGAAGGACUGGUCGGCCAACCCGAUGUUUGAGAGGAAGGACAACAAGAAAGAGGCCCUGCUCGACUUGGAUGGGAGGGUGGCCAAUCUGACCAAGCGCUACACUGCGGUCAAGGAUGCCGGCCUGAAGAUCCAGGCCAUGGUCGCGGAAAACGCCGACCUCUUCAGAGCCGACGUGACAAGCCAGUCCUGGAAAGAUUACGUCAACUACAUUGACAGCAUGGUCUUAGAGGAAUUUGAACGUUUCAUUCGCAAGUCUCUAAAUUACCUAAUGGACAACAUGGUUGUCGAUGAGAGCGUCGCGCCGCUGUUUGAGGUCCACAUGGAGCUAGAGGAGGACGGGCUGGUCUUCAGUCCGUCCCUGGAGGUCAGCGGGGACUAUGGCUUCCUGGCGCUGAUUGGGAGCCUGGUCGCUGACAUCUACAACGUGGCCAAGCUCAUCCCCCGGCUGGCCAAGGGCAGGAUGAGCUACAAGACCGACCUGGAAGACACAACGGACCUCAUAGAGAUGCGAGAGGAGAUAUCCAGCCUGGUGAUCACCGCCAUGAAGGAGGCCGAGGAGUACCAGGACUCCUUCGAACGCUACUCCUACCUCUGGGUGGACGACCCCCAGGAGUUCAUGAAGAACUUCCUCACCUACGGGCGUGCCAUCAGCCCAGAGGACCUGGACGCCCGGGCCGAGGAGACCCUCCCGAAGACGCCGCCCACCCUCACGCAGUUCCAGCAGCAGAUGGACUCCUACGAGAAGCUGUACGAGGCGGUGUCCAGGUGCGGGAACACCAAGGUGUUCAGCGGCUGGCUGCAGUGUGACUGCCGCCCCUUCAAGCAGGCGCUCCUCAGCACCAUCAAGCGCUGGAGCCUCAUGUUCAAGCACCACCUGAGCAACCACGUCGUCAACAGCCUUGCUGACCUGGAAGCCUUCAUGAAAGUCGCCAGGGCUGGCCUGACGACGCCCGUCAAGGAGGGGGACUAUGACGGCCUCGUGGAGGCGAUGGGGCAUCUGAUGAAGGUCAAGGAGAGGCAGACGGCCACCGACAACAUGUUCGAGCCCCUGAAGCAGACCAUCGAACUGCUCAAGUCCUACGGGGAGGAGAUGCCCGAGGAGGUGCACACGAAGCUGCAGGAACUGCCGGAGCAGUGGACGAACACCAAGAAGCUGGCCAUCCAGGUGAAGCAGAACGUGGCGCCCCUGCAGGCCAAUGAGGUCAGCAUCCUGAGGAGGAAGUGCCAGCAGUUCGAGCUCAAGCAGCACGAGUUCAGAGAGAAGUUCAGACAAGAAGCCCCAUUCAGCUUCAGUGACCCCGACCCGUACAAGUCCCUGAAUAAGCAACAAAAGAGCAUUGCGGCCAUGGAAGGCAUCAUGGAGGCGCUGUGCAAGUCCGGGAGCCUGUUUGAAGUCACCGUCCCAGACUACAAGCAGCUCAAGGCUUGUCACAAAGAGGUCCGCCUGCUGAAGGAGCUCUGGGACAUGAUCAUCAUGGUCAACACCAGCAUCGAUGGCUGGAAGACCACAAAAUGGAGGGACAUCAACGUCGAGCAGAUGGACAUUGACUGUAAGAAGUUCGCCAAGGACGUGCGGUCCCUGGACAAGGAGAUGAAGAGCUGGGACGCCUUCGUGGGGCUGGACAACACCGUGAAGAACAUGAUCACGUCCCUGCGCGCCGUGAGCGAGCUGCAGAACCCCGCCAUCCGCGACCGCCACUGGCAGCAGCUCAUGCAGGCCACCCAGGUGAAAUUUAAAAUGUCCGAGGAGACCACCCUGGCAGAUUUACUCCAGCUGAACCUACACAGAUACGAGGACGAGGUCCGGAACAUUGUCGACAAGGCCGUGAAGGAGUCCGGGAUGGAGAAGGUGCUGAAAGCCCUGGACAGUACCUGGUCCGCCAUGGAGUUUGAGCACGAGCCACACCCGCGGACCGGCACCAUGAUGCUCAAGUCGGACGAGGUGCUGGUGGAGACGCUGGAGGACAACCAGGUGCAGCUGCAGAACCUGAUGACGUCCAAGUACCUGUCCCACUUCCUGCAGGAGGUGACGAGCUGGCAGCAGAAGCUGUCCACGGCGGACUCGGUCAUCUCCAUCUGGUUCGAGGUGCAGAGAACGUGGAGCCACCUGGAGAGCAUCUUCAUUGGCUCGGAGGACAUCCGCACCCAGCUGCCGGAGGACUCCAGGCGCUUCGACGACAUCGACCUGGAGUUCAAGGCCUUGAUGGAAGAUGCAGUGAAAACGCCCAAUGUGAUUGAAGCCACCAACAACCCUGGCCUCUACGACAAACUUGAGACCCUGAAGAAGAGCUUGGCCGUGUGCGAAAAGGCCUUGGCCGAACACUUAGAGACGAAAAGACUGGCUUUCCCAAGGUUCUACUUUGUCUCCUCGGCUGACCUCCUAGACAUUCUGUCCAACGGGAAUGACCCUGUGGAGGUGAGCCGCCACCUGUCCAAGCUCUUCGACAGCCUGUGCAAGCUGAAGUUCCAGCUCGACACCUCCGGGCAGCCGCUGAAGUCCGGCCUGGGCAUGUACAGCAAGGAGGACGAGUACGUGGACUUUGAUCAGGAGUGUGACCUCUCGGGGCAGGUGGAAGUCUGGCUGAACCGGGUCCUGGACCGAAUGUGUGCCACCCUGCGGCACGAGAUCCCGGAAGCCGUGGUGACAUACGAGGAGAAGCCGAGGGAGCAGUGGAUCUUUGACUACCCCGCGCAGAUCGCCCUCACGUGCACCCAGAUCUGGUGGACCACCGAAGUGGGCCUGGCGUUCUCGAGGCUGGAGGAAGGAUACGAAAACGCCAUCAAAGAUUACAACAAGAAGCAGAUCAGUCAGCUGAACGCCCUCAUCACCCUGCUCAUUGGAAACCUCAGCGCCGGGGACAGGAUGAAAAUCAUGACCAUCUGCACCAUCGACGUCCAUGCCCGGGAUGUGGUCGCCAAGAUGAUCGUGGCUAAGGCACGCGCUCCGGGGAGGGGCCCGGAGCCGGGGUCGUUACUGCUGCUUCCUGAGUGGUGGGGAGGGACACUGUUCCUGGCAGCGGCAGCCCCCCUCACCCCCCUUCGUCCCGUAGUCUCACCCCUGGUGGAGAGCGCCCAGGCCUUCACCUGGCAGUCCCAGCUGCGGCACCGCUGGGACGAGGAGAGGAGGCACUGCUUCGCCAACAUUUGUGACGCCCAGAUCCAGUACUCGUACGAGUACCUGGGCAACACGCCGCGGCUCGUCAUUACCCCGCUCACCGACAGGUGCUACAUAACCUUGACCCAGUCCCUCCACCUGAUCAUGGGUGGAGCCCCCGCUGGCCCCGCUGGGACCGGCAAGACGGAGACGACCAAGGACCUGGGCAGAGCCCUGGGCACCAUGGUCUACGUCUUCAACUGCUCGGAGCAAAUGGACUACAAGUCCUGUGGGAAUAUCUACAAGGGCCUGGCCCAGACGGGAGCCUGGGGCUGCUUUGAUGAGUUUAACCGAAUCUCCGUGGAGGUCUUGUCGGUGAUUGCCGUGCAGGUGAAGUGUGUCCAAGACGCGAUUCGAGCCAAGAAGAAAACGUUUAAUUUUCUGGGAGAGAUGAUUAGCCUCAUCCCCACUGUCGGCCUCUUCAUCACCAUGAACCCUGGCUACGCUGGCCGCACGGAGCUGCCCGAGAACCUAAAGGCCUUGUUCAGACCCUGCGCCAUGGUGGUCCCUGACUUUGAACUGAUAUGCGAGAUCAUGCUGGUGGCUGAGGGUUUUCUGGAAGCCCGCCUCCUGGCCAGGAAGUUCAUCACCCUCUACACCUUGUGCAAAGAGCUGCUCUCGAAGCAGGAUCAUUACGACUGGGGCUUGCGUGCCAUCAAGUCUGUGCUGGUGGUGGCCGGCUCCCUGAAGAGGGGUGAUCCCAGCCGGGCAGAGGACCAGGUGCUGAUGAGGGCACUCAGGGACUUCAACAUCCCCAAGAUCAUCACUGAUGACCUGCCUGUGUUCAUGGGGCUCAUCGGAGACCUCUUCCCUGCCCUGGACGUGCCUCGGAAACGGGACCUGAAUUUUGAGAAGGUCAUCAAGCAGAGCAUCUUGGAGCUCAAGCUGCAGGCGGAGGACAGCUUCGUGCUGAAGGUGGUGCAGCUGGAGGAGCUGCUGCAGGUGCGACACUCGGUGUUCGUCAUCGGGAACGCGGGCAGCGGCAAGUCGCAGGUCCUCAAGUCCCUGAACAAGACCUACCAGAACCUCAAGAGGAAGCCAGUGGCCGUGGACCUGGACCCGAAGGCCGUCACCUGUGACGAGCUUUUUGGUAUCAUCAACCCAGCGACCAGGGAAUGGAAAGAUGGCCUCUUCUCCACCGUCAUGCGGGACCUGGCCAACAUCACUCACGACGGCCCCAAGUGGAUCGUCCUGGACGGGGACAUAGACCCCAUGUGGAUCGAGUCCCUCAACACCGUCAUGGAUGACAACAAGGUCCUCACCCUGGCCAGCAACGAGCGCAUCCCCCUGAACCGCACCAUGCGGCUGGUGUUCGAGAUCAGCCACCUGAGGACGGCCACACCGGCCACCGUCUCCCGAGCCGGCAUCCUGUACAUCAACCCCGCCGACCUCGGGUGGAGCCCGGUGGUGAGCAGCUGGAUCGAGAGGCGCAAGGUGCAGUCAGAAAAGGCCAACCUGAUGAUCCUCUUCGACAAGUACCUGCCCACCUGCCUGGACAAGCUCCGCGUCGGGUUCAAGAGGAUCACACCGGUGCCCGAGAUCACAGUCAUCCAGAUGAUCCUGUACCUGCUCGAGUGCCUCCUCACAGAGGAGAACGUGCCGCCCGACUCUGCCAAGGAGCUGUACGAGCUCUACUUCGCCUUCGCCUGCUCCUGGGCCUGCGGGGGCGCCAUGUUCCAGGACCAGCUGGUAGACUAUCGGGUCGAGUUCAGCAAAUGGUGGAUCAACGAGUUUAAGACGAUCAAGUUCCCCUCGCAGGGGACAGUCUUUGACUACUACAUAGACCCCGACACCAAGAGGUUCCUGCCGUGGACGGAUAGAGUGCCCGCCUUUGAGCUGGACCCCGACGUCCCGCUGCAGGCCUCUCUGGUGCACACCACCGAAACCAUCCGCAUCCGCUACUUCAUGGACCUGCUCAUGGAGAAGUCAUGGCCGGUGAUGCUAGUGGGGAACGCGGGAACGGGCAAGUCAGUGUUGAUGGGGGACAAGCUGGACAGCCUGAGCACAGAUGACUACCUAGUGCAGGCUGUGCCCUUCAACUUCUACACGACCUCGGCCAUGCUGCAGGGGAUUCUUGAGAAGCCUCUGGAGAAGAAAUCCGGGCGGAAUUACGGGCCGCCAGGCACCAAGAAGCUGAUCUACUUCAUCGACGACAUGAACAUGCCCGAGGUGGACAAGUACGGGACGGUGGCCCCGCACACCCUCAUCCGGCAGCACAUGGACCACGGGCACUGGUAUGACAGGCAGAAGCUGACGCUGAAGGACGUCCACAACUGUCAGUACGUGGCGUGCAUGAACCCCACCUCCGGCUCCUUUACCAUCGACCCCCGGCUUCAGCGCCACUUCUGUGUAUUUGCCGUGAGCUUCCCGGGCCAGGAGGCCCUCAUGACCAUCUACAGCACCAUCCUGACCCAGCACCUGGUCUGUCGCUCGGUCCCCAUGGCGGUCCAGAGGAUGAGUGGCCAGCUGGUGGCCUCCGCCCUGGCCCUGCACCAGAAAGUCACAUCAACGUUUCUUCCCACCGCCAUUAAGUUUCACUAUGUCUUCAACCUCAGGGACCUCUCCAAUAUUUUCCAGGGCCUCUUAUUCUCUUCCGCAGAGAUCCUGAAAAUCCCACUGGACCUCGUCCGCCUCUGGCUGCACGAAGCCGAGCGAGUGUACGGCGACAAGAUGGUGGACGAGAAGGACCAGACAACGCUGCUCAGGGUCACCAUGGCUUCCACCAAGAAGUUCUUCGACGACCUCGGUGAGGAGCUCUUAUUCGCCAGACCGAACAUCUACUGCCACUUCGCUCAAGGGAUCGGCGAUCCCAGGUACCUCUCGGUGACCGACGUGGCUCAACUGAACAAGCUCCUGAUGGACGUCCUGGACAGUUACAACGAGGUCAACGCGGUCAUGAACCUGGUGCUGUUCGAGGAUGCGGUGGCUCACAUCUGCAGGAUCAACCGCAUCCUGGAGGCCCCGCGGGGGAACGCCCUGCUGGUGGGGGUGGGCGGCAGCGGCAAGCAGAGCCUCUCGCGCCUGGCCGCCUACAUCAGCGCGCUGGACGUGUUCCAGAUCAGCCUCAAAAAGGGCUAUGGGAUCCCCGACCUCAAGCUUGACCUCGGUGCUCAGUACAUCAAGUCGGCCGUGAAGAACGUUCCCUCGGUGUUCCUGAUGACAGACUCCCAGGUGGCCGAGGAGCAGUUUCUGGUGCUGAUCAAUGACCUGCUGGCCUCGGGGGAGAUCCCGGGGCUGUUUGGGGACGACGAGCUGGAGGACAUCAUCUCCUCCAUGCGGCCCCAGGUGAAGUCCCUCGGCCUGAUGGACACCCGGGAGGCGUGCUGGAAGUUCUUCAUCGACAAAGUGCGCAAGCACCUCAAGGUGAUUCUAUGUUUCUCCCCCGUGGGCUCCGUCCUGCGUGUCCGAGCAAGAAAAUUCCCUGCUGUGGUCAACUGCACGGCCAUUGACUGGUUCCACGAGUGGCCAGAGGACGCCCUGGUGUCCGUCAGCGCUCGCUUCUUGGAGGACACGGAGGGGAUUCAGCCAGAAGUCAAGGCCUCCAUCAGCCUCUUCAUGUCCCACGUGCACACGACCGUCAACCAGAUGUCCAAGGUGUACCUGGCCACCGAGAGGCGCUACAACUACACCACACCCAAAACCUUCCUGGAGCAGAUCAAACUGUACCAGAGCCUGCUGGCCAAGAAGAGGAUGGAGCUGGUGGCCAAAAUCGAGAGGCUGGAGAACGGCCUGAUGAAGCUGCAGAGCACGGCCUCCCAGGUGGAUGACUUAAAAGCCAAGCUGGCGGUUCAGGAGGCUGAGCUCAAGCAGAAAAACGAGAAUGCGGACAAGUUGAUCCACGUGGUGGGCGUGGAAACCGAGAAGGUCAGCAAAGAGAAAGCCAUUGCUGAUGAGGAAGAGGUCAAGGUGGAGGUCAUCAACAAGAAUGUCACUGAGAAACAAAAGGCCUGUGAGAUGGACCUGGCCAAGGCAGAGCCGGCCCUGCUGGCUGCCCAGGAGGCCCUGGACACUCUGAAUAAGAACAAUCUGACAGAGCUGAAGUCCUUCGGGUCCCCCCCAGAUGCCGUGGUCAACGUCACAGCCGCCGUCAUGAUUCUGACCGCUCCCGGGGGCAAGAUCCCCAAGGACAAGAGCUGGAAGGCUGCGAAAAUCAUGAUGGGCAAGGUGGACACCUUCCUGGACUCCUUGAAGAAGUUUGACAAGGAGCACAUCCCCGAGGCCUGCCUGAAAGCGUUUAAGCCCUACCAGGGCAACCCCACCUUCGACCCCGAGUUCGUCCGCUCCAAAUCCACGGCCGCCGCGGGCCUGUGCUCCUGGUGCAUCAACAUCGUGCGCUUCUACGAGGUCUACUGCGACGUGGCCCCCAAGAGGCAGGCGCUGGAGGAGGCCAAUGCCGAGCUGGCAGAAGCACAGGAGAAGCUCUCCCGCAUCAAAAAUAAGAUCGCGGAACUCAAUGCCAACCUUAGCAACCUGACAUCAGCGUUUGAAAAAGCAACUGCGGAGAAAAUCAAGUGUCAGCAGGAGGCAGACUCCACCAAUAGGGUGAUCUCGUUGGCUAACAGGCUGGUAGGAGGACUGGCUUCGGAAAACGUCCGCUGGGCCGAAUCGGUGGAGAACUACAAGGGCCAGGGGGUCACCCUGUGCGGGGACGUACUGCUGAUUUCUGCCUUCGUGUCCUACGUGGGCUACUUCACCAAGAAGUACCGAAAUGAGCUGAUGGAGCGCUUUUGGAUCCCUUACAUAAAUCAACUGAAGGCCCCCAUCCCGAUCACGGAGGGUCUGGACCCCUUGAGCCUGCUGACCGACGAUGCGGACGUGGCCACCUGGAACAACCAGGGGCUCCCCAGCGACCGCAUGUCCACGGAGAACGCCACCAUCCUGUGCAACACGGAGCGCUGGCCCCUCAUCGUGGACGCCCAGCUGCAGGGGAUCAAGUGGAUCAAGAACAAAUAUGGCAGCGAGCUGAAGGCCAUCCGCCUGGGGCAGAAGAGCUACCUGGACAUCAUCGAGCAGGCCAUCUCAGAAGGCGACACCUUGCUCAUUGAGAACAUUGGCGAGACUGUGGACCCCGUGCUGGACCCUCUGCUGGGCAGGAACACGAUCAAAAAGGGAAAGUUCAUUAAGAUCGGUGACAAGGAGGUGGAGUACCACCCCAAGUUCCGCCUGAUCCUGCACACCAAGUACUUCAACCCCCACUACAAGCCCGAGAUGCAGGCCCAGUGCACCCUGAUCAACUUCCUGGUCACCAGGGAUGGGCUCGAGGACCAGCUCUUGGCCGCCGUAGUGGCCAAAGAGCGCCCGGAUCUGGAGCAGCUGAAGGCAAACCUCACCAAGUCACAAAAUGAAUUUAAGAUUGUCCUGAAGGCACUGGAAGACUCCCUGCUGGCCCGGCUGUCAGCCGCGUCGGGGAGCUUCCUGGGGGACACUGCCCUAGUAGAGAAUCUGGAAACCACCAAACACACGGCCAGCGAGAUUGAGGAGAAGGUACAAGAGGCCAAAAUCACAGAGGUUAAAAUCAACGAGGCGAGAGAGAGCUACCGGCCGGCGGCGGAGAGGGCGUCCCUGCUGUACUUCAUCCUGAGCGACCUCAACAAGAUCAACCCCAUCUACCAGUUCUCGCUCAAGGCCUUCAACGUGGUGUUCGAGAAAGCCAUCCAGAAGACCGCCCCCGCAGACGAGGUCCGGCAGCGUGUCAUCAACCUGACGGACGAGAUCACCUACUCCGUCUACAUGUACACGGCCCGCGGGCUCUUCGAGCGAGACAAGCUCAUCUUCCUGGCACAGGUGGCGUUUCAGGUAUUGUCCAUGAAGAAACAGCUGAACCCGGUGGAGCUGGAUUUCCUCCUGCGGUUCCCGUUCAAGGCCGGGGUCGUGUCGCCGGUGGGCUUCCUGCAGAAUCAGGCCUGGGGCGGCAUCAAGGCCCUCGCGGAGAUGGACGAGUUCAAGAACCUGGACAGCGACAUCGAGGGGUCUGCCAAGCGGUGGAAGAAGCUCGUGGAGUCGGAAGCCCCGGAAAAGGAGAUCUUCCCCAAGGAGUGGAAGAACAAAACGGCCCUGCAGAAGCUCUGCAUGGUGCGGUGCAUGCGGCCAGACCGCAUGACCUACGCUGUCAAGAACUUCGUGGAGGAGAAAAUGGGCAGCAAGUUCGUGGAGGGCCGGAGCGUCGAGUUCUCCAAGUCCUACGAGGAGAGCAGCCCGUCCACUCCGAUCUUCUUCAUCCUCUCCCCGGGGGUGGACCCCCUGAAGGACGUGGAAGCCCUGGGGAAAAAACUGGGAUUUACCAUAGACAAUGGGAAGCUCCAUAACGUGUCCCUGGGGCAGGGGCAGGAGGUGGUGGCGGAGAACGCCCUGGACGUGGCUGCGGAGAAGGGACACUGGGUCAUCCUGCAGAACAUCCACCUGGUGGCCCGGUGGCUGAGCACCCUGGACAAGAAGCUGGAGCGGUUCAGCACAGGCAGCCACCAUGAUUACCGCGUGCUCAUCAGCGCCGAGCCGGCCCCGAGCCCAGAGGCCCACAUCAUCCCCCAGGGCAUCCUGGAAAACGCCAUCAAGAUCACCAACGAGCCACCCACAGGCAUGUACGCCAACCUGCACAAGGCCCUGGACCUCUUCACCCAGGACACGCUGGAGACAUGUACCAAGGAGAUCGAGUUCAAGUGCAUUCUCUUCGCCCUGUGCUACUUCCACGCCGUGGUGGCCGAGAGGCGCAAGUUCGGGGCCCAGGGCUGGAACAGGUCGUACCCCUUCAACAACGGGGACCUCACCAUCUCCAUCAGCGUGCUCUACAACUACCUGGAGGCCAACGCGAAGGUGCCCUGGGACGACCUCCGCUACCUCUUUGGGGAGAUCAUGUACGGCGGCCACAUCACCGACGACUGGGACCGCCGGCUCUGCAGGACGUACCUGGCAGAGUAUGUCCGGGCAGAGAUGCUGGAGGGGGAGAUCCUGCUGGCCCCCGGCUUCCAGAUCCCCCCCAACCUGGACUACAAGGGUUACCACGAAUAUAUCGACGAGAACCUGCCCCCUGAGAGCCCCUACCUGUACGGCCUGCAUCCCAACGCGGAGAUUGGGUUCCUGACAGUCACCUCGGAGAAGCUGUUCCGCACUGUCCUGGAAAUGCAGCCCAAAGAGACUGACUCGGGAGCAGGCACCGGCGUGUCCCGUGAGGAGAAGGUGAAGGCCGUGCUGGACGAGAUCCUGGAGAAGAUCCCAGAGACGUUCAACAUGGCUGAGAUCAUGGCCAAGGCAUCCGAGAAGACCCCCUACGUGGUCGUCGCCUUCCAAGAAUGUGAAAGAAUGAACAUCCUAACCAACGAAAUGCGCCGCUCGCUAAAGGAGCUGAACCUGGGGCUGAAGGGAGAACUGACCAUCACGACCGAUAUGGAGGACCUGUCCAUGGCCCUGUUCUAUGACACUGUGCCCGAAACGUGGAUGGCCCGGGCCUACCCCUCCAUGAUGGGCCUGGCGGCCUGGUACGCUGACCUGCUGCUCCGAAUUAGGGAGCUCGAGGCCUGGACAACGGACUUUGCGCUGCCCACCACGGUGUGGCUGGCCGGCUUCUUCAACCCGCAGUCCUUCCUCACGGCCAUCAUGCAGUCCAUGGCCAGGAAGAACGAGUGGCCGCUGGACAAGAUGUGUCUGUCCGUGGAGGUGACCAAGAAGAGCCGGGAGGACAUGACUGCGCCCCCUCGGGAGGGUUCCUACGUGUACGGGCUCUUCAUGGAAGGAGCUCGCUGGGACACCCAGACCGGAGUCAUCGCCGAAGCACGGCUGAAGGAGCUGACGCCAGCCAUGCCUGUCAUCUUCAUCAAGGCCAUCCCUGUGGACCGCACAGAAACCAAGAACAUCUAUGAGUGCCCGGUGUACAAAACCCGCAUCCGCGGCCCCACCUACGUCUGGACCUUUAACCUGAAGACCAAAGAGAAGGCAGCCAAGUGGAUCCUGGCCGCCGUGGCACUGCUCCUGCAGGUCUAGCUGGCGCCGUGGGCUGGGUCCUGACCACAACUCCAAAUUUACAGUUAGAAACUCAGCCUUGCAACCACCUCUUACUUUCACAGGAACUGAUGGUUGCUUUCUGUUCUCCUAAAUAACUGAGACUUUACAGCCACGCACAUCUGGGCUAGCCAGAGGGUGGAGGGCAGUGUGGAAGAGGGGGCGUGGGUUGGAUUAAAACAAUGAAGCCA